AGUGUAGCCCCAUCAGUGCCACCUGUCAGUGUCCAUAAAUGCCACCUGCCAGUGCCCAUCAAUGCCACCUGCCACUGCCUUUCAGUGCCAACUAUCAGUGCCAGUCAGUGCCACCUAUCAGUGCCAGUCAGUGCUGCCUAUCAGUGCUGCCAAUCAGUGCCACAUAUCAGUGCCACCUAUCAGUACCCGUCAGUGCCGCCUAACAGUGCCAGUCAGUGCUGCCUAUCAGUGCCCAUCAGUGCUGCCUAUCAGUGCCAUAUAUGAG
Staurois parvus is the source of this 265-nucleotide messenger RNA. NCBI's taxonomy places the organism in Eukaryota, Metazoa, Chordata, Amphibia, Anura, Ranidae. The record is from the annotation of a GenBank genome assembly.